Pelmatolapia mariae (spotted tilapia) is the source of this 1722-nucleotide messenger RNA. Its product is annotated as caspase-8-like. Bases 1 to 1722 code for a protein of 573 amino acids. Gene Ontology annotation, molecular function: protein binding; cysteine-type endopeptidase activity. The record is from RefSeq and is a predicted model, not a curated record. Gene Ontology annotation, biological process: proteolysis; regulation of apoptotic process. The transcript is spliced from 11 exons. Lineage: Eukaryota; Metazoa; Chordata; Actinopteri; Cichliformes; Cichlidae.
AUGUCUGCCAAAGACGUUGUGAGGGGAAAUAAAACAGCCAUCCAAACGAUUCUGUCCGGAGACUACAGGCUGAUCCUCAACAAAGUUUAUGAGAAGGAGCUGAUCACUGAACAGGAGUACAACAACCUUAAAAGUAUCAACAGGGAAGAUGUGGAGGGACACGUUGUUGAGCUCGUGGAUAAGAUCAUGAGUAAAGGAGACGAUACCUGCAGAGCUUUUCUGAACCUCCUGCAAACUGAUGAAAACAUUAAAAGUACUUUCCCUCAGCUGAAGGACUUACAUAAUGACACCCUGUUUCUACCUGACCAAGCUUCUUUACUUCAGCAUGAUGGCUCCAGUCAAAUGGAGUCCCUCCAGGCCUGUGCUGGUGGGAGCAGGUCGUCCUCUAUAGAAGAGGCGCUGGACUCUUCUGAGGUCGCAGCACUUUGCUUCCUGUGUCGUGAUGUUGUUGGCAGACAUCAUCUGAAAGGGAUCACUAAUACCAAAGAACUGUUCUCAAGAUUAAGUGUCCUGCAGAACGAUCAUUUCCUUUUUCAGCUUCUCUCAACUAUUGAUCGAGUAGAUCUUGUCAGGUCCCUGGGCAUAGAUAGCAGACGAUCGAAGGACACAGAUGAGAAUCCUGUUCUGUCACAGUACAGGGUGAUGCUGUACAAAAUAUAUGACUCUAUGAAUAAUGAGAAUCUCAUAAUUAUGAAGUUUCUACUGAGAUCAAAGCUGGCUAAAAGAAAACUGGAUCAAUGCAAUACAGCGCUGGAUGUGUUUGCUGAGAUGGAAAAGAAAGAUUUAAUAUCAGACACAAAUGUUAGUGUGUUGCAUGAAGUACUCCAAGAGUUUGAUCAAGAGCUGGCAAUGAUUGUAGAGAACUACGUUCAAGGCAGAGGAGAGAUUAUUUACACUGAUGCACGACCACAGCCCAUCUCUCUUCCUGAUCAGUCAGAAUACUACACUUUGACUCAUAAAUCUCAUGGUUUAUGUGUAGUCUUCAAAAAUGACAUCUUCACAGGAACAUAUCUGUUGAAGAAUCGAAGAGGAACUCAGAAGGAUGCAGAUGCUCUGAACACAGUGUUCACGCUCUUUGGCUUUAAAGUGCUGAUACACAACAACCUGACUGCAGCACAAAUGCUAAAUGAAAUAAGAAUGUACAGCAAGAGGAAUUUUGUGAAUGAUGAUGCUUUGGUGGUAUGCGUGCUUUCAUAUGGAGAAAAGGGGUGUGUCUUUGGCACCGAUGAGACCAGGGUGUCCCUGAAAGAGCUGAUGCUCCCCUUUACAAGUGGAAGAGCCCCAACCUUGGCAGGGAAGCCCAAACUCUUUUUCUUUGACGGACCUCAGGGUGAUGGAUACCAGAAAGGAUACUAUCCCUGCACCACAACACCAGGAGAGGAUGCGAGGGAGACACAAUUCUUAAUGGAAGGAAAUUCACACAUGGGGAGACAGUUCGAGACAGUGCCUUCAGAAGCAGACUUUCUGAUAGGCAUGGCCACCGUGGAGGAAUUCACGUCAUUUCGAAAUACACUCACAGGAUCCAUUUACAUCCAGGAGCUGUGCAGGCAGCUGACAAGAUCAGCAGAAAGUCAGGAGAUGGAUGAUAUCCUCACUGUCCUGACACGUGUGAACAGGGAGGUCAGCAAAGGAGAGUUUUUAUUCCACAAACAAAUGCCAGAGCCCAGAUACACUCUCACCAAGAAGCUUGUCCUCAAAUCUGUGUCACCCGGCUGUGACUAA